This is a messenger RNA of Chara braunii, 3016 nucleotides long. Lineage: Eukaryota; Viridiplantae; Streptophyta; Charophyceae; Charales; Characeae. The record is from the annotation of a GenBank genome assembly.
UACAGGCCCCAUGUCGUUUCAGCCUGAAAGACUGAAAAACGAGAGCCUGCAGGCCCUAUGUCUGCCACGUCAGCAACAGUGCCAUGUGAGCCGUGCCACGUUAGCAACAGUGUCACAUCAGCAGUGCCACGUCAGCAUUGCCAUGUCAGCAGUGCCACAUCAGCAACAGCGCCACGUCAGCAGUGCCACGUCAGCAACAGUGCCACGUCAGCAGUACACGUCAGCAGUGCCACGUCAGCAACAGUGCCACGUCAGCAGUACCACGUCAGCAGUGCCACAGUGCUGCGUCAGCAGUGCCCCACCACCAUGACGGGCUCAGUUAUGGGCAUGCCAGGCCAACUGGCCAAUGAGUCCAUUGCCGAGUACCGGCAGCGUUUCGAAGCUCAGCUCGCACUGAUCGAGGCUGAGGAACAGCGUCAGGCGGCAGCCGAGGAUGCCCGCCUACAAGCUGAAGCGGCGGCAACAGUUGAGAAGCAGCGGAUUCAAGCCGAAGCCGAAGCAGAUACCCAGGCACGCCGCAAUGAGGCCCUGGAUCUGUUACAGCGGCAUGAAGCCACCAGCAUCGAAAAGCUCAAGUUUUGGCAUUUUGAACCAUCUGAGCAGCACGACGACGCGACACCGGAAGAGCAGCACAAGGAGUUCUUGGCCAAACUCGUGACCCAGUUGGUUUACACUUGUAACCACCUGCAGUCCGAGAUGGCGAAUCUCCGAAGGGCGGUACAGAACCACAAGGGUCUGCACGAGGAUGCUACACGGGCACUCGAUUCCCGUGUACAGGACUUGGAGCAAGUAGCACCAAGACCAGAUGCUGGCGCGACCAGCAAUGCACCCUCUACCCGCCAAUUGGAAGAACGAGUUGACCACGUAGUCGCAAUGCUCGGCGACAUCAGCACCUUCGCUGCGCCGGCAACCAUCAGCAAGCAGCUGGACACCUUGAAGACCAAGGUUCAGCAACUGCACCAGCGGGCCAACAAGGAUGGCAACACCAGUGCGCAGCACUACAAGAUGCCGACAUUCCAGAUCGAGAAGUUCGAUGAUUAUACGCAUCAAGACCCGGUCCCCUGGUGGGAGGGCUUUACGACGCAACUUCGGAUUCUUUUCGUCCCCGAACACUCGUACAUCGGCGCGCUGUUCCUCAACUCAAAAGGCGGAUGCCAGAUCUGGAUCAGCCACCUGGGAACCAUUCAUGGAGUCCAGGUCGCACAUCUGAAAGAUAAGAUCUCUUGGAAAGAGUUAACACGGCUAUGGAAGAAGCGGUUCAUCGUGGACGACGCCCCGGCGCUCACCAUCAACCGCCUCUUCGCUAUGACACAAGGCAACACAUGGACACGCGACUGGCUCACGGAAUGGCAAAAGAUCGUGGCGACGCCGGAUCUCGAAUUGCCAUUUUCGCAUCUGCGCCGGGAGUUUAACAACCGGUCAUAUGCCUCUUUGAGCCUUGCACUUGGUGAUAGCGAGCAAUACGCGACCUUCGCCGAAAUCAUCGACAAGGCAAGGAAGAUCAUCAAGACCAAUAGGGCGGCUGCACACGAGAAGUCGGCAUGGCAGCCGUGGAGAAAGGGAAAUUUGGUCCGCGUCCGCAGCAUACUUGAAGAGCUCGACCCGUUGACGUUUGCAGACUUCCAAUGGAUGCCCCUUCCCUCGUCCGGUCGAUUGCCGAAACCGCAUUACAACGUGCUCAUGGCACAAUUGCGGGAUUACUUGCACACUGCAGUACCAACUCCGUUGAUGGACGCCGGAGCAGAGGUUGUCGACCUUCACGCCUACAUUGCGAAGAUCGACCGCGAGUUCAAAACACAACGCGAGGACCACCCGGUGAACUUCUACCGCCGCACCGUUCACGUUCGUGAUCGGAACGGAGUACUAAUCCCAUGCACGGUGCCUCCUCCUCACCCUUCGAUCAACUGCCACGUGGUGUCCGCCGCAAGCAUUCAAGCUUCCAUCAUCCGGGAUGACAUCGAGGAGAUGGGGGGGUGUUUUCUCCACGCCCUCCCGCCCCAAGACAUUCCAUCGACGGACUCAACACCGGACCCACGCAUCACCGAGCUUCUCGACGCCUACGGCGACGUGUUCGAAACACCACAUGGAGUAGUACCGGAUCGGCGCAUCCGCCACGAGAUCAUCCUCGAGGACGGGGUUGUACCUCCGAGUGGUUGCAUCUACCGCAUGAGCGAGGAAGAGUUAAGUGUGCUAAGGGCACAACUCGACGAUCUUCUCAAGAAAGGUUGGAUUCGGCCUAGCUCUUCGCCAUACAGUGCUCCCGUUCUCUUCGUCCGGAAGAAGAACAAGGAGCUGCAGUUGUGCAUCGAUUAUCGCAAGCUCAACGCGCAAACCAUCAAGAACGCCGGCCCUCUUCCGCGCAUCGACGACCUCCUCGAACGACUGGGCGGCGCCAAGUUCUUCUCCAAGCUUGACCUCAAAUCGGGAUAUCACCAACUCGAGAUCCGGCAGGAGGACCGCUACAAGACCGCGUUUAAGACGCGAUAUGGGCAUUUCGAAUGGCUGGUUAUGCCUUUUGGCCUUACGAAUGCCCCGGCCACAUUCCAAGCAGCUAUGACAACGGAGUUCCGACACAUGCUGGAUAGAUUCGUACUCAUCUACCUCGACGACAUCUUGGUGUACAGCCGGAGUUUGGACGAGCAUGUGGAGCACCUGCGCACCGUUUUGGAGCGGCUACAACAAGCCAAGUACAAAGCCAACCGCGACAAAUGCGAAUUCACACGCCAAGAGUUGGAGUACUUGGGACAUUAUGUGACGCCACAAGGCUGUCCGCUUGCGAACAAGAUCGAGGCCAUCCGUGUAUGGCCCGAGCCCACCAACACCACGGACGUUCAUUCAUUCAUGGGGAUUGGCGGGCUACUAUCAACGCUUCAUCACCGGGUACUCAAGGAUUGCCGCACCUAUGACGAGAUUACAAUCGCCAAAGGUGCCAUUCGUAUUCGAUGACGAUGCACGCCGGUCAUUCCAAGCACUCGAGACGACCAUGCUCAUGGCACCCGUCCUUAGCAUCUACGAC